AGUUACGAACGUCACUAACCACGGAAGCGAAUGUAUCUAAGGUCUUGUUUCACACGGAGUGUUUUCCGUAGGGGACCACAGCUUUGAAGACUUCGCAGCAUGGAAGUGAAAAAUGCAAAUGCUGCCAUGCUCAGUAACUACGAGGUGUUCAAGCUGCUGACCGACCUGAAGGAACAGAGGAAGGACGGCAGCAGGAGCAAACACAGCAUGGGGCAUCAGAAUCUCAACACCAUCAUGUAUGAGACGCUGAAGUACUUGUCCCAGUUGCCGUGCAGCCGACAGAGUCCGGAGAUGGUCAAGGAGUUCCUGUCCUCCAUGAAGCACCAGAAGCUGACAAAGGCCGAGAAACUGCAGCUCAUGAACCACAGACCACAGACCGCAGUGGAGAUGCAGCUCAUGGUGGAGGAGAGCGAGGAGCGUCUGUCGGAGGAGCAGAUCGAGGAGCUCAUCCAGACCAUUUCAGAACUGUUGCCUGGCGAUCCCGAGCAGGGAGAAGCCGCUCCGGCUGACGCAGAGAUGGCUUAAAAGAGAACUUUUAACGUCCCUCGCGGGAAGUGGCUGACGUGCGGACGCUCAGCGGUCUGUUUAAAGGAAGUAUGAACAUGACGUAACGUUUGAGCUGAGCCGUGCAAAUGUGAAACGUUUUAAUUGUGUUCCUUUAUGCAUUACAAAGAUAAGCGACACUUCAAAUAUGGUCCAAAACGUGAACGUUUUUGCAGUAUAUACAACUUAUUAGUACACGGGUUGAGUUUACAAAAGUAAAGGUAUCAAAAUGG
This is a messenger RNA of Nerophis lumbriciformis (worm pipefish), 776 nucleotides long. RefSeq names its product calcitonin gene-related peptide-receptor component protein (gene crcp). Gene Ontology annotation, molecular function: nucleotide binding. Lineage: Eukaryota; Metazoa; Chordata; Actinopteri; Syngnathiformes; Syngnathidae. Gene Ontology annotation, biological process: transcription initiation at RNA polymerase III promoter. Gene Ontology annotation, cellular component: RNA polymerase III complex. The record is from RefSeq and is a predicted model, not a curated record.